This is a messenger RNA of Syzygium oleosum, 1729 nucleotides long. RefSeq lists its product as uncharacterized. Lineage: Eukaryota; Viridiplantae; Streptophyta; Magnoliopsida; Myrtales; Myrtaceae. The record is from RefSeq and is a predicted model, not a curated record. Bases 100 to 1560 code for a protein of 486 amino acids. Gene Ontology annotation, cellular component: cytoplasm; Cul4-RING E3 ubiquitin ligase complex. The transcript is spliced from 5 exons. Gene Ontology annotation, molecular function: protein binding.
UACCGACUCUCUCUCUCUCUCUUCUUCGUGUUCUUCUUUACUUGUUCGACUCAGAUCGGGUGAUCACGCUGCCAUUGGUUGAUCGGUCGUCCGGCGGGGAUGAAGAAGCGGCCGAGAACCAGCCUCGAUCAGGCGGUCGUUGAUAUCUGGCGGCGGGAGGUCGGCGGCCUCUCCGCUCGGAGCUUCGCUCGCCGGCUCGCCGCUUCCGAGGAUCUUGUGUUGAGGCUCGAUAUCUAUAAUAAGCUGGAGGGGCAUAGGGGAUGUGUCAACACCGUCAGUUUCAACUUCGAUGGUGACAUGGUAAUAUCAGGCUCGGAUGACCGGCACGUAAAGCUCUGGGAUUGGCAAACCGGGAAGGUCAAGCUGUCGUUCCAUUCGGGUCAUCAAAGCAAUGUCUUCCAAGCCGAGAUCAUGCCGUACACCGAUGAUAAGAGCAUUGUUACUUGUGCAGCUGAUGGACAGGCAAGGCAUGCUCAGAUUCUGGAGGGGGGACAAAUUGAGACAGUGUUGUUAGCCAAACAUCAGGGAAGGGCUCAUAAGUUGGCUAUAGAGCCUGGAAGUCCGCAUAUAGUUUACACAUGCGCUGAAGAUGGAUUAGUUCAACGUCUUGAUCUCAGGAGUAAAACUGCCACAGAACUUUUCACUUGCCAAGAAGUAUAUGGGACUCAUGUGGAAGUUGUUCAUUUGAAUGCAAUUGCAAUCGAUCCAAGGAACCCGAAUGUAUUUGCGAUUGGUGGGUCGGAUGAGUACGCUCGGGUAUAUGAUAUUCGCAAUUACAAGUGGAAUCGAGCACAUACUUUUGGUCGAUCUGCUAACUACUUUUCCCCUUCUCAUCUGAUUGGUGAUGCACAUGUGGGAAUAACGGGCUUAGCCUUCUCUGAUCAGAGUGAACUUCUCGUCUCUUACAAUGAUGAAUUCAUCUAUCUCUUCACCCAGGAGAUGGGACUGGGUCCUGAUCUUCUCUCUGCCUCUACCAAGUCCGUGGACAGUAAUUCCAGUGAAGUGGCAUCUCCCGCAGCUGUGAAUGCUGAAGGGAAUGUUACCCCUCAAGUCUACAAAGGGCACAGGAACUGUGAGACGGUGAAGGGCGUUGGCUUUUUUGGGCCUAAAUGUGAAUAUGUGGUGAGCGGGUCUGACUGUGGCCGCAUAUUCAUUUGGAAGACAAGAGGAGGACAGCUUAUCCGUGUUAUGGCAGCUGAUAAACAUGUUGUAAACUGUAUCAAGCCUCAUCCUCAUAUCCCAGCUCUGGUUAGUAGUGGAAUAGAAAAUGACAUCAAAAUCUGGACUCCAAGGGCUAUUGAAAGAGCUACUCUACCAGCGAACGUUGAACAGCUAAAACCGAAGGCUAGGGGGUGGAUGUACAGAAUAUUGCCCCCUCGGGACCUCUUGUCGCAGCUGUAUUCCCUGCAAAGCUGGCCAGCAAACGCGUCGGAGCGUGGUGGAGAGACUUCGUCUAACUCGGCUGCUGGGCAGGAACUCGUGGAACUCUUUUUCACACUGAGUGCUAACGAUGACGGUUCUUCGGAUGGUGGCGGUGAUUCUUCUGGUCCAUUCCUUUAGCUGAUCGAUGCGAUGGUGUUUAGAAGACGACUAAGCAACUGUACAUAAUGUAGGGCAAAAACGUUUAGCUUCCCCAUCUUCUCUCUUUUCCCUUCUUUUUCUUCUCUGGCUGUCUUCUCCUUCUCUUCAUGGAUAUGUUCAUCCACAUAAUUUGUUCAUGCUUUGUUUA